AUGAAUUCAGCACAAUUCCUGCUGCGGAGCCUACGGGCGAGCAGCCUGCCCAAGCACGUCCCCCGACGCUGCGCCGCGCUGCCUAAAGCACCGCUUCGAAGGCCAUUCUCGACGACGAGGCCGCGAGCCGACAAGCCACAGCCCGUCGACGACCCGAACUUCGUCUCCAUCCUCGAUGCGCCGCCCAAGAUUGUCCGCGCCGGGCGGCGCCACGGCCCGGGCCUCAUCCUCCUCGCCCUUAUCCCCAUAACUGCCUUCGCCCUCGGGACGUGGCAGGUCCAGCGCCUCGGCUGGAAGAACGACCUCAUCGCCAAGUUUGAGGACCGCCUCGUCCGCGACCCGUUGCCCCUGCCGCCGACUGUUGACCCGGAGGCGAUCCACGACUUCGACUACCGCCGCGUGCUCGCCACGGGCCGCUUUCGGCACGACCAGGAGAUGCUCAUCGGCCCGCGCAUGCGCGACGGAAAGGACGGGUACAUGGUCGUGACGCCGCUGGAGCGCGACAAUGGCUCCACGAUCCUCGUCAACCGGGGGUGGAUCGCUAAGGACCGCCGAGAUCAGCGGACGCGCCCGGACUCGCUGCCCCGGGGCGAGGUCACCGUCGAGGGUCUGCUGCGAGAGCCCUGGAAGAAGAACAUGUUUACGCCGGAAAAUAGGCCCGAAAAGGGCCAGUUCUAUUUCCCAGACGUGCAGCAGAUGGCUGCUCUGACGGGCAGCCAGCCCGUCUGGGUAGAGGCCACUAUGGAACCCGAGUUCAUGCGGAUGAUGGACUAUGAGGCCCGCGGCAUUCCCUUUGGCCGCCCCGCCGAAGUCAAUUUGAGAAACAACCAUGCUCAGUACAUCUUUACAUGGUACGGCUUAUGCUUGGCCACAACAAUCAUGCUGUACAUGGUCGUGAAGAAGCCGGCCAAUAGUGUGGCUCGCCGCGUCCAGGUCACCAAAAAUCUGUAG
Messenger RNA from Purpureocillium lilacinum, 951 nucleotides. RefSeq names its product surf-like protein. The record is from RefSeq and is a predicted model, not a curated record. Gene Ontology annotation, biological process: mitochondrial respiratory chain complex IV assembly. Gene Ontology annotation, cellular component: membrane; mitochondrion. NCBI's taxonomy places the organism in Eukaryota, Fungi, Ascomycota, Sordariomycetes, Hypocreales, Ophiocordycipitaceae.